Messenger RNA from Myxocyprinus asiaticus (Chinese sucker), 2510 nucleotides. RefSeq names its product secreted frizzled-related protein 1-like. Lineage: Eukaryota; Metazoa; Chordata; Actinopteri; Cypriniformes; Catostomidae. The coding region runs from base 211 to 1131 and encodes 306 amino acids. Gene Ontology annotation, biological process: negative regulation of canonical Wnt signaling pathway; canonical Wnt signaling pathway; non-canonical Wnt signaling pathway. The record is from RefSeq and is a predicted model, not a curated record. Gene Ontology annotation, molecular function: Wnt-protein binding. The transcript is spliced from 3 exons.
UAGGCAACUCUGCAUUGGCAGUCAGCCGUCUGAGGCAGCAACUGUUGCGGAGUUUUAGAGGUGCAGUUCCCACAACUUUCAAACUUUUCAAAAUCUUAAAAAAUUCACUAGUAUUUGGCUACUUUCUGCUUUUCUAGACAAAGAAGACUUCACUCAAGGCUCACCAUUUUGGUGGCUGCAUUGACUGGGGAUCCUGAACAGGAGAUCACAAUGAAGUCACUUGCAUCUUUUUUCCUUUGGAGAAUCAUCUUAUUGCUAAUGCCACUGGUCUCACUGAGCCAGACAUCAGAGUAUGAGUACAUGAACUGGAAGUCAGAUGUGUACAACAGUGGCCGCAUCUACGACAAGCCUCCCCAGUGUGUGGACAUCCCAGAUGACCUGAGGCUGUGUCACAAUGUGGGCUACAAACAGAUGCUGCUGCCUAACUUAUUAGAACAUGAGACUAUGGCUGAGGUCAAGCAGCAAGCUGGAAGCUGGGUGCCCCUGGUGCACAAAAACUGCCACCCGGGCACUCAGGUGUUUCUUUGCUCCCUCUUUGCCCCUGUAUGCCUGGAGAGGCCCAUCUACCCAUGCCGCUGGCUCUGUGAAAAUGUGCGUGAUGGCUGCACCCCCAUCAUGGAGGCAUUUGGGUUCCCCUGGCCUGAGAUGCUCACCUGCGAGAAGUUUCCUCAAGAUGAUGUGUGCAUCAGUGCACCCAAUGCCACAGAGGCCUCCAAACCCACUGGAUUCUCUCCAGUUUGCCCUCCUUGUGACAAUGAAAUGAAAACGGAUGCUAUCUUGGAGCACAUGUGUGCCAGUGAAUUUGCCAUAAAGACCAAGAUCAAGGAGGUCAAACGGGAGAACAUGGAUCGCAAGGUGAUCCUGCAGAAGAGGAAAAAGCCUGUAAAGCUGGGCACUUUGAAGAAGAAAGACCUUAAGGAUCUCACUCUGUAUCUGAAGAAUGGAGCCGACUGCCCAUGUGCACAGCUAGAAAAUCUGGGAAACACAUACCUUAUCAUGGGCCGCAAGGUGGACAAACAGUACCUUCUCACUGGCAUUCACAAGUGGGACAAAUCCAGCAAGGAGUUCAAAAAGACCAUGAAAAAUCUCAAAAGCCACAAGUGCCCUGCCUACGAGAAUGUCUUUAAAUAAACAUUCUCAGAGUUGCCACUUAUUCUAUGAACUUGCACAUCCAGGCAACCCAAAAUACUGCUCUAUUUUUCAUUGUUUAUACAGUAUACUAUAUAUAUAUAUAUAUAUAUAUAUAUAUAUAUAUAUAUAUAUAUAUAUAUAUAUAUACAUUUCUUGUUAUUCAAAGUGUCUUGGAUCUGUGCUGUUUAAGACUGUUACUGAAGAGAGAACGAAUGAUACAGUACAGUAGACAAGCGUUCCACCAAAUCCAACUGAUCACUUUUGUAUAUAUCCAAAUAUGUAACUGUUCAUAAUAUGUUGUGAAAUGAUCAGAAUUCACCUGAAAUGUAUUGUUGAUCUGUCUUUUUUAUUAUGCCACAAACACAUUAUAACAUGACAGAUUUCCAUUCAGUAUUGCCCAAGAUGUCCACAACUUAUUGGUAAAAUAUUUGUACACACUGUGAAAAGUGCAUACCAUGUAAAACAAAUUGAGCCAUUUCUUAUAUUGAAUGUCAUUGGUUACCCGAAUUACACCAAAUUUAAUACACAAUGGUAUUCUAUUUUUCCUCGAAACAAUGCUGUGACUUAUACUGUGACCAUGAACUAAUCAAACAGUCAUCAGAUUUGUUAGUUUAUAUGCAAUUCUUGGAAAGAAGUCUGUUUUAGAAAGUACUGACUACAUAUGUUUGCAUAACAUUUAUUACACUGUUAAAGCCAUGUUUAUGACCAAUUUAAUUGUCCAGUCCCAAAUGAUUGGGUUACUUAUGGAUUUUGCUUGAUGGUAAAAUAAUGUAUACAUAGGCCUAUACUUUAUCUACUGUUAACACACUAUAUCUGAUUAAGUAAAGUGAUCAUGAAAGAACACAGUUCCCAAUAGCAUAUACUGUAGCAUACCAUCAACAAAAAUAAUAACAAUGCUUUUUAUUUGGUUUAUUUGACUGGUCAGUAAAUGUUCCAUAUAAUCCCACAACUCAUUACUGUUACUGUUAUAGUGCUGUUAAUUUAGCUGGUGAAAGGUUAAAGAAAGUUUUAGUUCUUAAUUUUUGCAAAUCUAUAGACAUUUAUCCCACAGCCAUGUCUGAAACUUAUGUCAGAAAUCAGUUAUAAAAUGCAUAAUGUGCACUGCGUAAGAUGUCUUUUCAUUUGCAUUAAAAUUGUCUUGUUUUUUGUAGCACUAUUAGUUUCACUGUAUCUCAAUACCAUUUUUUAAUGUUAGCAAUCAUUUUGUACAUAAAAUUCUAACACAAAUAUAAAAUAAAGACCAUAAAAAUGUGUAUGCCUUCUGUACACCAUGUUAUUUUUUUAACUGUCUUAACAGAGAAAUUUUUUUUUUAUUAUUUCAUUCAAUUUUAUUAAACUAGUUAUUACAAGAUGUUGUCAGAUAAAGUUUCUUAAAAAUG